This is a messenger RNA of Letharia columbiana, 1281 nucleotides long. RefSeq lists its product as uncharacterized. The transcript has 3 exons. Bases 1 to 1281 code for a protein of 426 amino acids. The record is from RefSeq and is a predicted model, not a curated record. Gene Ontology annotation, biological process: regulation of transcription by RNA polymerase II. Gene Ontology annotation, cellular component: PcG protein complex; transcription regulator complex. NCBI's taxonomy places the organism in Eukaryota, Fungi, Ascomycota, Lecanoromycetes, Lecanorales, Parmeliaceae. Gene Ontology annotation, molecular function: RNA polymerase II cis-regulatory region sequence-specific DNA binding; DNA-binding transcription factor activity, RNA polymerase II-specific.
AUGGAUAUCACGAACAUGUUGAAUGGAAAAGGCCCUGCUGCUGUUGCCGCCGCCGCCGAGCGACAACUCCAGCAGCAUAUGGCGCAGGGUGUGAGCUAUAAUCCUCCCCCCCAGCUGCAGCAACAGAUGCCAAUGCUGCCAACAACCUACGUGGAGCGAUCCUUCCAAAACGUUUACAUGCAGCAACAGCAGCAACAGCAGCAACAAAAUAAUCAGCGCGAAGCUGGUGCUGAUGACUCCGGCAGUUCGCGGCAAAACAGCAAUGGAAGUGUAAAAGCUUUUGCAUGCACUACUUGUGGAAAAGGCUUUGCACGGAGGAGUGAUCUUGCUCGUCAUGAACGGAUACAUAGCGGUGACAGGCCCCACGUGUGCCCGGAGAAAGGGUGCAACAAGCCCUUCAUACAGCGAUCUGCUUUAACAGUGCAUAUGCGAGUUCACUCAGGUGAGAAGCCACACAUGUGUGAGCGCUGCGGCAAACCUUUCAGCGAUUCGAGCUCUCUGGCCCGACAUCGUCGCAUACACUCUGGGAAACGACCAUACAAAUGCCCCUUCGCAGAUUGCCAGAAGACCUUUACCCGUCGCACUACUCUAACCCGUCACCAAAACCAACAUUCUGGCACAGUGGAAGAGGCAGCUGCCGCGACUGCAGCGGCCCUUGCUUCUCGCAAUCCUGGACAGCACAGCCGAGCCGACUCCGAAGUUGGGAGUUUCUCUGACACCGCAUCCAUGGCUUCUGGAAUGACAAGAACACCUUCUCCCAGCGAACGGAAUUUGCCCUUGUCGCCCUUGAGCGACGUCCCUCACAUGCCCUAUCUCAACCGCCAAACAAGCAACACAUCCUACAACUCUAACUACAACUCUAACGAUUACCUACCCCCUCACAUGCGAGCCGGACUCCAACAACCCAGCCCUCGCUCCUCUCCAUCCGCAAGCUCGCCAACCCUCUCGGCCUACGGUGGCAAACACCACCGUCCAUCCCUGACCUCUCAUCCCAUGCUUCCUGUACUCGAACCUCCUACUUUCCACGACCUUCGUCAACCUAGCAGCGGGAAUGUCAGCCCACAUAUGAGCGGCAGCUCCGGAUGGCAGAGCCCAGCACAUCCGAGUGGUUUGCCGAGUCCAGGGCACAACGAUGGAUUUGGGUAUCAUGACCCACCGUAUGCAUUUCCUCAGCACAUGAUGUCGAACAUGAGGAGGCCGCAGAGCACGGAGCCUGACCAUUACGAAUUGAGGCCACGACUGCCGAGCAAUGCUGGUGGGUGGGCGACUAAUAUGGGAUGA